UCAGGAAGAAGGGAGGCCGCCGACCUAUUGGGCCGACGGACCCACACAGAAGAUCUGGUGGUCCUCGAACUCGAAACGCAGCACCGGAAGAAAGGAAGGCGAACACACCCUCCCCGCGAGACCGCAAAUCCUGCCCUCGGCCCACCUCCGAGGCGAGAUUCUUAAAGGGCCCGCGGGCCUCGGGGCGGAGCCAGCAGAGGCUCGCGCUCGGGCCGUGCUUGGGCGAAGGGCCGGAGCAGGCUUGGCUGGUACCAGGAUGGCGGCGGCCCUGGCGUGGGUCCCGGUGGCGCCUGGUGCGAGUUCCUGAGCUGCUACCAGGCAGGUGACACUUCCUGUAGCCCCCAGCAUGCGGGCAGGACUGGGUCCCAUCAUCACACUGGCCUUAGUGCUGGAGGUAGCAUGGGCCGUGGAACUUAAGCCCACAGUGCCACCCAUCUUUACUGGCCGACCCUUUGUGGUAGCAUGGAAUGUGCCCACACAAGAAUGUGCCCCACGCCACAAAGUGCCACUGGACCUUAGGGCCUUUGAUGUGGAGGCCUCACCCAAUGAGGGUUUUGUCAACCAGAAUAUCACCACCUUCUACUAUGACCGUCUGGGCCUGUAUCCACGUUUCGAUGCAGCCGGGGUGUCUGUGCAUGGUGGUGUGCCUCAGAACGGUAGCCUCUGUGCACACCUGCCCAUGCUGAAGGAAUCUGUGGAGCACUACAUUCACACCCAGGAGCCCGGGGGGCUGGCCGUCAUUGACUGGGAGGAAUGGAGGCCUGUGUGGGUGAGAAACUGGCAGGAGAAGGACGUGUACCGACAGUCUUCACGCCAGCUGGUGGCCAGUCGGCACCCUGACUGGCCGUCAGACCGAAUAGUGAAACAGGCACAAUAUGAGUUUGAGUUUGCUGCUCGGCAGUUCAUGUUGAACACACUACGCUAUGUCAAGGCGGUCAGACCUCAGCACCUCUGGGGCUUCUACCUCUUUCCUGACUGCUAUAAUCAUGAUUACGUACAGAACUGGGAGAGCUACACAGGCCGCUGUCCUGAUGUGGAAGUGGCUCGCAACGACCAGCUGGCCUGGCUCUGGGCCGAGAGUACCGCUCUCUUUCCCUCUGUGUACCUGGACGAGACACUGGCUUCCUCCACACACAGCCGCAACUUUGUCAGUUUCCGUGUUCGGGAGGCCCUUCGUGUGGCUCACACCCACCAUGCAAACCAUGCCCUCCCCGUGUAUGUCUUCACGCGCCCCACAUACACCCGAGGACUCACAGGACUUAGUCAGAUGGACCUCAUCUCUACCAUCGGGGAGAGUGCAGCCCUGGGCUCGGCUGGUGUCAUUUUCUGGGGCGACUCAGUGUAUGCUUCGAGUAUGGAGACCUGCCAGUACCUCAAGAAUUACCUAACACAGUGGCUGGUCCCCUACGUAGUCAAUGUGUCCUGGGCCACCCAAUACUGCAGUUGGACCCAGUGCAAUGGCCAUGGGCGCUGUGUGCGCCGCAACCCCAGCGCCAAUACCUUCCUGCACCUCAGUGCCAGCAGCUUCCGCCUAGUGCCUGGCCGUACACCUAAUGAACCCCAGCUGCGACCCGAGGGGAAGCUCAGCGAUGCCGACCUCAACUACCUUCAGACACACUUUCGCUGCCAAUGCUACUUGGGCUGGGGUGGCGAGCAAUGCCAGUGGGACCGUAAGCGGGCAGCCGGAAGUGCCAGUAGAGCCUGGGCUGGGCCCCACCUCAUCAGCCUGCCGGCUUUGGUAGCUAUGGCCCUCACCUGGACCUUAUAAGGGGGCCUCACCACCUGGGAUAUCAGUCCAGCUGGCCUCUGGCACAAGGAUCUGGGCGUGAGGAGCCUGUUGGGGGUAGACAAAUGAAUCUGGCGUGGGCAGAGCCUCCGGGAUGCCUAGGAGGCAUCCAUACCAGCUGUCACCCCCCUGUUCUAAGGGGGAGAGAAAAAUCCCCUGAGAAGCCCCUUGUCUUGGCGGAGAAGGAGAGUAUAGUUAGGCCAGGGAAGGCCUGACUCUACUCCCCUGCUCCGGGAUAGUUUAUAAUUUUGGGGUCUCUUUUGUAAAUUAAAUAUAAAACAAC
Messenger RNA from Phodopus roborovskii (desert hamster), 2069 nucleotides. It is a transcript of the gene Hyal2, whose product is annotated as hyaluronidase 2. The transcript has 5 exons. Gene Ontology annotation, molecular function: hyalurononglucosaminidase activity; hyaluronoglucuronidase activity. The record is from RefSeq and is a predicted model, not a curated record. Gene Ontology annotation, biological process: hyaluronan catabolic process; carbohydrate metabolic process. Lineage: Eukaryota; Metazoa; Chordata; Mammalia; Rodentia; Cricetidae. Bases 347 to 1768 code for a protein of 473 amino acids.